Messenger RNA from Myotis lucifugus (little brown bat), 2556 nucleotides. RefSeq names its product ankyrin repeat and sterile alpha motif domain containing 6 (gene ANKS6). Gene Ontology annotation, molecular function: protein binding. Gene Ontology annotation, biological process: innate immune response. The transcript has 14 exons. The record is from RefSeq and is a predicted model, not a curated record. Bases 42 to 2285 code for a protein of 747 amino acids. Lineage: Eukaryota; Metazoa; Chordata; Mammalia; Chiroptera; Vespertilionidae. Gene Ontology annotation, cellular component: cytoplasm.
CACUGAUUCUCCAUCUUCCUGGCAGAUUUGGGCACGUGAGCAUGGCACACCUGCUUCUGGAUCAUGGGGCUGAUGUCAAUGCCCAGAACCGGCUGGGGGCCCGUGUGCUCACUGUGGCCUCUCGGGGUGGCCACCUGGGCGUGGUGAAGCUGCUCCUGGAAGCUGGUGCCUUCGUGGACCCUCACAACCCCUCAGGCGAGCAGCCGGCGGCAGGGGACAGCAGGAAUGAGCUGCUGGACAUCACAGCCCUGAUGGCUGCCGUCCAGCACGGACAUGAGGCCGUGGUGCGUCUGCUGCUGGAGUGGGGUGCGGACCCCAACCACGCGGCACGGACUGUGGGCUGGAGUCCGCUGAUGCUGGCAGCGCUCAUUGGAAGGCUGGGUGUGGCCCAGCAGCUGGUGGAGAAGGGGGCCAACCCCGACCACCUCAGUGUGCUGGAGAAGACUGCCUUCGAGGUCGCGCUGGACCGCAAACACAGGGACCUUGCAGAUUACCUGGACCCACUGACCACCGUCAGGCCCAAGACAGAUGAGGAGAAAAGGCGACCUGAUAUUUUCCAUGCAUUGAAAAUGGGAAACUUCCAGUUGGUCAAAGAGAUUGCUGAUGAAGACCCCAACCACGUGAACCUGGUCAAUGGGGACGGGGCAACCCCCCUGAUGCUGGCAGCCGUCAUGGGGCAGCUGCCUCUGGUGCAGCUGCUGGUGGAGAGGCAUGCCGAAGUUGACAAGCAGGACAGCGUGCAUGGCUGGACGGCCCUCAUGCAGGCCACCUACCACGGGAAUAAGGAAAUUGUCAAAUAUCUGCUAAACCAAGGAGCUGACGUCACUCUUCGAGCAAAAAACGGGUACACGGCCUUUGACCUAGUGAUGCUGCUGAGUGAUCCUGACACGGAACUUGUUCGACUGCUGGCAUCUGUCUGCAUGCAGGUGAAUAAAGACAAAGGCCGGCCCAGCCACCCGCCACCCCUGCCCUACUCGAAGGUCCGACAGCCCUGGAGCGUCCCAGUGCUGCCCGAUGACAAAGGCGGGCUUAAGUCCUGGUGGAGCCGAAUGUCCAAUCGGUUUCGGAAGCUCAAAUUGAUGCAGACUCUGCCCCGUGGGCUGUCCAGCAACCAGCCGUUGCCCUUCUGUGAUGAGCCAGAGCCAGCACUGGACUCCACAAUGCGGGCACCCCCCCAGGACAAGACAGGCUGCUCUGGGCUCCCCGAUGUGGCCCCCGCAAUGAAAGACAAUGGUCCCGGGAGCACGAGAGGAGAAAAGGAAGAUGUGUUAUUGACAACCAUGCUUCGAAAUGGAGCCCCCUUCACCAGACUCCCAAGUGACAAGCUGAAGGCAGUCAUCCCCCCUUUCUUACCCCCUUCCAGCUUUGAGCUGUGGAGCUCGGACCGGUCCAGGACAUGUCACAACGGGAAGGCAGACCCCAUGAAGACUGUGCUGCCUCAGAGAGCCAGCAGGGGCCACUCCAUGGGCAACGGGAGCACAGACACUACUCCUGUCAGGCCGGUUAAAUUUCCAUCUCUCUCCAGAAGCCCAGCCUCUCCUGCCAAUUCUGGAAACUUCAACCACUCACCUCAUUCCUCAGGUGGCUCCAGUGGGGUAGGGGGCAUGAGUAGGCACGGCGGGGAGCUGCAUAACCGCUCAGGUGGCAGCAUAGACAGUGUCCUGUCCCAGAUCGCUGCCCAGAGGAAAAAAGCAGCCGGACUGUCUGAGCAGAAGCCCAGCCAUCGGUCAAGUCCCAUUGGGCCAGCACCUGGGUCCAGCCCUUCUGAACAACUGGGCUCCCCUGCAGGCGGUGGCAGUCCCGGUGGCAAGAAACUGGAGAUGAGCAAAAGGCCUCCAUCUGGAACUUCCACUACCUCCAAAAGUACCUCCCCCACCCUCACACCCUCCCCUUCGCCCAAAGGCCAUGCGGCCGAGUCCUCGGUGUCCUCCUCUUCGUCCCACCGGCAGUCCAAGAGCAGUGGGGGCUCUAGCAGCGGCACCAUCACCGAUGAGGAUGAACUGACUGGAAUCCUUAAGAAAUUGUCACUGGAGAAAUACCAGCCCAUUUUUGAGGAGCAAGAGGUGGAUAUGGAAGCGUUCCUCACCCUCACUGACGGCGACUUGAAGGAGCUGGGUAUUAAGACAGAUGGAUCCAGGCAGCAGAUUCUGGCAGCAAUUUCUGAACUGAAUGCAGGCAAGGGACGUGAGAGACAGAUUUUACAGGAAACCAUUCACAACUUCCAUUCUUCCUUUGAGAGCAGUGCCAGCAACACCAGGGCGCCUGGAAACAAUCCCUGUACAUGAUCCUCCUUCCUGUGGUCACCAGCGUGAGCUCUCUGAAUCUCAAAACUGCCUCCACGUAGCCAGUGCGCCAGCCACCCUCAACUCUUCCCCGUUCCCUGAAACACUCCGUGCCUCGUCACACCACUGUGCCUUAGUCAUGUUGUUCCCUCUGCCUGGAACACCCAUCUUCCCCUUCCCUGCUGUGGUAGUUGAUGAAGCUUGUUGCUGUAACAAACUCCAACACAUUAGAGACUUAGUCUCACUUAAAGUCUAGUAUGGCUGCUUCAGCUUG